This is a messenger RNA of Peniophora sp. CBMAI 1063, 681 nucleotides long. The record is from the annotation of a GenBank genome assembly. Lineage: Eukaryota; Fungi; Basidiomycota; Agaricomycetes; Russulales; Peniophoraceae.
AUGAGGUCGUUUUCCCAUAUAACCAAAUGCAUGUUCUUUCCAUUCUGCAUGACACUGGGUAUCUUGGCGAAUACAGAGAUACGAAACAUCAAGGCUGUAUCGACACGUGGCGUUGAUGAGUGCGCGACGAACUGGCCGGUCUUGAAGUCUCAAGCACACGAGACUACCUUGGCGCUGGAUGUACGCUCUCCAGUAGUGGAUAAGGAGCAUCUGAAGCAGGGAGUGGCAGAGGCAGUUUGGGUCGUACUUGACCUCGACGAUCCGGCUUGGGCAUCAUAUGAGCACUUCACAGUGAAGGUCUCAAAUCCGGCAUCGAUUUCUGCCGACGUUGAACUGGAGAUAUUCACCCUAUCCGCCCUUACUGCUCAGUACAACAAUAUGAGCGCUGUAGACCCGGCACAUUCGAUCACAUCCCGCAAACAGUACGCGCAUAUCUCCGCCAAAAUCUCCAGUGUUGCAUCCCCACCACACUCGGGGAGGAUAAUGACGGCACGCUUCAUUCUGUCCAUUGAGCCGCUGUCAUUGGGCGUUGUGCCCAUGUCAGUCUUACCGUUGAUCGCUUCUAUCCCCGUCUUGAUACUAUUGGCACAUCUGGCCGGGACCUACUUGGUGCUCCCCUUCUUGGAGUCCGUCGCGCGGGGCGCGCGAGCCGAUAUAGACGCGCAACACAAGAAUAGAUGA